AUGUGGUUUUGUUUAUUACUUCUAUUUAUUUCAUUUUGUAAUGGUGAGUAUUGUCAAAAAGUGGAAGGGAAUGAUAUUGUAAUCUAUGAAAAUACUUUUUGUACUGAUUCUACUUUAACUUCAAAAGAAUUAACAGGAGAUUAUACGAAAUAUUCAUCAGUUAUUAUUUCAAUAAAUAAUAAUAAUUGUGGAAAACUUUAUUUUGGUUCAAGAGAUAAUACAUUUAAAGCAAAUAAAAUUAUUGUACGAUUAGAAGAAGGAAAUACUAAUAAUUAUUCUCUCUUAUUUAUGAAUAUUGAAACAAACAUUGAACUUGAAUUAAUUAAAAAUUCUUAUUCAUUUGAAAAUGUUCAAUUUACUUUCUUUAAUGGAAAUAGUCCAACAAGAAUAACUGGAGAUGCUGAUGAGUUGUUAGUUAGUGGAAAUGAUAAUUAUAAUUAUAAUUAUCAUUUACCUAUUCAACGUACUUACUUCAAUUCAAAUCCUAUUAAUUUAAAAUUUAGUUCUAAUUAUGGUAUACAAUAUUUAAUAUCAUCAUAUGAAGGAUCAAUCAAUCAAUUAACACCAAAAUCAUCAAAUGAUAAAUAUUUCAGUCAGACAUGUGAUGGAAUGAAAGAACCAUAUCAAAUAAUCAAAUUCAUUUUAACAAUUGAAACAUCAAAUGAAGGAACAACAUUAAUUAAAGAAGUAGAAAAUAAUGAUAAAUCAAUUUCAACAGUAAUUAUUUCUUCUUCAAAACAAUUAACUAGUUUAACUAAUAUAGAAUUUUCAAGAGCAUCAACAAAGAAAAGUCAAAUAAUGAUUAUAGGAAUGAAAGGAAUAACAUUAGAUAGUAUUGGAUAUAAGAAUUGUAAUAUGAUGAUUUAUAAAGAAAUACAAGAAUGUAUUCAAUGUGAAAAAGGAUAUUAUUUAAAUUCAAAUAAAGAAUGUCAAUAUAAUUCACAUUGUAUUAAAACAAAUAAACAAAGUCAUUGUAUUGAAUGUGAAUAUGGAUAUUAUUUAAAUUCAAAUAAAGAAUGUCAAUUAUUACCAGAUAAUUGUGUUGCAGGAUAUAAAACAUAUUGUUAUCAAUGUAAAGAAGGAUUUAUUAAAGAAAAUGGAGAAUGUAAAGAAAUUGAUAAUAAAUGUAAUAAAUCAGAAAGAAAUUAUUGUUUAAAAUGUUCAAAUGGAUAUAAAAUAGAAAAUAAUCAAUGUAAUGGAGAUAAAGAAGAUCAAUGUUAUUAUGAAGGAAAUAAAUGUGUAUCAUGUUCAAAUAGAUAUACAUUAAACAAUAAAAAAUGUUCAAAUAAAGAAAAGAAUCAAAAUGGAAAGAAUGAAGAAAUAUAUUGUGAAAAUGGAAAAUACAUUGAUAAUAAUAAAUGUAUAGAAUGUUCAAAAUCAGAAAUAUGUCAAACAAAUGAUAUUGAAAUAAAAUGUAAAUAUGAAGAAUAUUUAGAUAAUAAUAAAUGUAUAAAUAAAACAUGUGAAAAAGAUAUGAUAAAAGAUCAAAAUGGAAAAUGUAAUAAUAAUAUUCAAAAUUGUUUAAAUAAAUCAUAUGUUAAUGGAAAAUGUGUUGAAUGUUUAAAUACAUAUUCACCUAAUUUGAAGGGAGAAUGUAUUAAUACAACAAUAGAAUAUUGUGAAGAACAAAAUACAUAUGGAUGUAAAAGAUGUGAAGAAGGAUAUUAUUUAACAAAAGACAUGAAAUGUUUAAAAUGUGAUGAUAAAUGUGAAACAUGUUAUGGAACACCUACAUAUUGUAUGAGUUGUUCUAAUGAUAAAUAUUUAAGAAAUGAUAAAACAUGUCAAUCAAAUGAAGAAUUAAAUGAAACAUGUUUACAAAUAUUAGCAGAUGGAAGUGGAUGUGGAAUAUGUAAUAAAGGAUAUUAUAGAAAUGAGAAAGGAUGUUCAAAAUGUGAAAAAGAAUGUUUAACAUGUAAUCAAAAAGAUAAAUGUAUAAAAUGUGGAGAAGGAUAUUUUAUGAGUUCAACAGGAAUAUGUAAAUCAACAACAACAAUUAAAGGAUGUAAAGGAGAAAUAGAUAAAGAAUAUGGAUGUAGAGAAUGUUUAACAGGAUAUUAUUUAAUAAAUAAAGAAUGUUCAAAAUGUGGAAAUAAAUGUAUAACAUGUUUAAAUGAGAAAGAAUGUAAUACAUGUGAAGAUGAAUAUAUAAUAAUAAAUAAAGAAUGUAUUCAUUAUUCAAAUAUUAAUAAAUGUAAAGAAACAAAAAAUAAUAAAUGUUCAAAAUGUUCAUUUUGGUAUGGAAUCAAUGAAGAAGGAACAAAAUGUAAUAAAGAAAUCGUAUGGUGGAUGAUAAUGAUAAUUAUCAUCAUUAUACUUAUUAUCAUCAUUAUAAUAAUUAUAAUUAUAAUAAUAAUGAUUAAUUACAUUAUAAAACGCAAAGAAAAGAAAGAACAAGAGAAAACAACAACAAUAUUUAAAAUUUCACAAUCAAAUAUCAAAUUCAUAUCACUUGGAGAUGGAAUAAUAACAAAUAAAAAAGAAAUAGAAAUAGGAGAAGGAGAAGAAAUUGAAGUAAAUAAAGAAAUCAGAGAAUUAAUAUGUAUUGGAAAUGAAAAUAAAGAAAAAAAGAAAAUACAAAUAAGUAGUAAAGAAGAAAAUGAAAAAUAUUCAAUUAGAAUCAAACCAAAUAUCAUUACAAUUGAAGGAGGAUAUGCAUGUGAAUUUGAAAUAUUCAUUACAAUCAAAUGUACUACUAAAAUUAAAGAACAAAUAAUGAUAAUUAGUAAAACACUUAAUAAAACACAAGAAGAAAUAAUUAAAAGUAUUUCAAUUAAAGGAGAAACACAAAUAUCAACACGACUUGAUCCAGAUGAAAUAAAAGAAGAAAAUAAAAUAGGAGAAGGAUCAUUUGGAAUUGUAUAUAUAGGAGAAUUUAGAGGAAAUCAAGUAGCAAUUAAGAAAAUGAAACAAAUUGAUAAAGAUGAAGAUAAAAUGAAAGAAUUUGAGAAAGAAGUAAUGAUGUUAGAUAAAUUUCGAAGUGAACAUAUCAUUCAUUUUUAUGGAGCAGUAUUUAUUCCUAAUAAAAUAUGUAUGAUAACAGAAUAUGCAAAAUAUGGAUCAAUACAAGAUUUAAUUAAUAAAAGAACAAACACUGAAAUACCAAAUAAAAUAAGAAUUAAAUUCAUGCUAGAUGGAGCAAAAGGAAUUUCAUACCUUCAUUCAAAUGGAAUACUACAUCGAGAUAUUAAACCAGAUAAUUUUCUUGUUGUAACACUUGAUGAUAAUAUUGGAGUUAAUUGUAAAUUAACAGAUUUUGGAAGUUCAAGAAACAUUAAUAUGAUGAUGACAAAUAUGACAUUCACAAAAGGGAUAGGAACACCAAAAUACAUGGCACCAGAAAUAUUAAAUCGAGAACAUUAUAAAAUGGAAUCAGAUAUAUAUUCAUAUUCAAUAACAAUGUUACAAAUCAUUACAUGGGAAGAUCCAUUUCCUAAAACAUUGUAUCCACAUCCAUGGGAUAUUGCAAAUACAAUAUCAACAGGUAAACGACCAACAAUAAUACAAGAAGUUGAAGAAGAUAUUAAAGAAAUUAUUGAAAAAACAUGGAAACAAGAACCUAAAGAAAGAAUAAGAAUAGAAGAAGUAGUAAAAAUGUUAGAAAUAAUUGAAAAUAAAGAAUGA
Messenger RNA from Entamoeba dispar SAW760, 3624 nucleotides. RefSeq names its product protein serine/threonine kinase, putative. The record is from RefSeq and is a predicted model, not a curated record. The transcript is spliced from 2 exons. Bases 1 to 3624 code for a protein of 1207 amino acids. Gene Ontology annotation, molecular function: protein kinase activity; ATP binding. Gene Ontology annotation, biological process: protein phosphorylation. Lineage: Eukaryota; Evosea; Mastigamoebida; Endamoebidae.